This is a messenger RNA of Corticium candelabrum, 817 nucleotides long. RefSeq names its product phosphoserine phosphatase-like. Gene Ontology annotation, molecular function: magnesium ion binding; L-phosphoserine phosphatase activity. The transcript is spliced from 7 exons. The record is from RefSeq and is a predicted model, not a curated record. Lineage: Eukaryota; Metazoa; Porifera; Homoscleromorpha; Homosclerophorida; Plakinidae. Gene Ontology annotation, cellular component: cytoplasm. Bases 33 to 719 code for a protein of 228 amino acids. Gene Ontology annotation, biological process: L-serine biosynthetic process; dephosphorylation.
AUCUAUUGAUAUUAAUUUACAGUAGAAACACGAUGAACACGGCAGAACUAGAAACUCUCACAGUAUGGCAAAGAGCAGACGCUGUCUGCUUUGAUGUAGACAGCACCGUAAUUAAGGAAGAAGGAAUCGACGAACUAGCGUCUUUCUGCGGAGUCGGUGAGCAAGUGAAAGAAUGGACGAAGAAAGCAAUGGGAGGCUCCAUCCCCUUUCGCACUGCUCUGUCGGAGAGACUGAAAAUGUGCAAGCCAACGAGCAAACAGGUUCAAAGGUUGGUGGCAGAACGUCCAUCUCAACUCACUCCAGGAAUUCAGGAACUUGUCCAGCAGCUACACAGAAAAGGAACUUCCGUUUACUUAGUAUCGGGUGGUUUUCGACAAAUCAUCUCACCCGUGGCUGCCAAGCUGAGAAUUCCACCAGAAAACUUAUUUGUCAAUAAUCUUUUAUUUAAUGAAGCAGGCGAGUAUGUUGGGUUUGAUGAGAAUGAACCGACUUCAGAAACUGGAGGAAAGAAAAAAGUGAUGGAAACGUUGAAGAAGAAGUUUGGUUACAAAUAUCUGGUGAUGGUGGGAGAUGGAGCUACAGACAUGGAAGCUUGUCCACCUGCGGAUGCUUUUAUUGGCUUUGGUGGAAACCGAGUACGUCAAACAGUGAGAGAGAAAGCCAAACUAUUUGUGACUGAUUUCUCUACCUUGCGGCACGCACUGGGACCAGAAGAGUAACUCGUUAUCGUUGAACUUCAAACAUGUAAUUAAUGGCUGCUAUCAGUUUCCAUGAUUAUUAUUAAUAUUAUUGUGCAGCUAUUUGUUUAGUCACUUGA